Molecule: messenger RNA, 3131 nt
Organism: Medicago truncatula (barrel medic)
Lineage: Eukaryota; Viridiplantae; Streptophyta; Magnoliopsida; Fabales; Fabaceae
Product: BEL1-like homeodomain protein 1
Exons: 4
Coding region: 509-2644 (711 amino acids)
Biological process (GO): regulation of DNA-templated transcription
Molecular function (GO): DNA binding
Source: RefSeq, a predicted model, not a curated record
UACGAUCACACUGAAAAGUGAAAAGAAACUGGUUUGUUUCUUCAAUAUUGCACACUUUUCUUUCUUGAUUAGUUUUAUUUUUCUCUUCAACAACCUUGCUAGCUACUUUCUUCUUCAUCAAGAUUUUAUAAUUCAAGUUCAAAUCCUGUAUGAAACAAUUAUUAACCAGACUUUACUUGCUUGAAAUCUAGAUUAUCAGCGAGUUCUUCGUUCGAGAAUCAGAUGAUUAUAAGCUCAUGUGUUAAUAUGUAAGUUAUUUUCUUAGAUUCAUUAAUAUGAAUUAAUAAGUUUAUUUUGCCAUGAUUUUCAGGAUCAACAUCAACCACCAAGUUAUGAAAAUGAAAACAAAAUCACAUGGUGGAUAUCAAAACCAAGCUUAUAGAUCAAGACACACAUAAACCAAAAAGGUUUUUUUUUUUUUUUUUUUUUUUUUCAUUUUUCAACAAUCCAAAUUAUACGUUAAAGAAUUUUCGUACGGAGACAAAAAAGAGAAUUAAUUCUGACAGAUAUGGCAACGUACUUUCAUGGCAAUAGCAACAGCAACAGUUCUGAAAUCCAACCGUCGGUAGAAGGUUUACAGACACUUUACCUUAUGAAUCCAAACUACGUACCUUACUCUGAGGAGGAACCACAAAAUCCAACACAAAACAUGCUUUUCGCUAAUCCCAACGCUACCACUAACAAUAAUACUUCUCCCCACGCGCUUCAUGGAUUCAAGUUUCCCCACGCGCCUUCAUCACUCAAUCAACACCACUUGCUUGGAGUUACUAUUCCACCUUCCAACUUUCAUGGAUCCAACACUACCGACACUCCUACACAACCAUAUGAAGUUUCCACUUUCCAUCCAUUUGCCUCCUCGGCCACCGUGACUCCUCGUCCCCAUUAUAACAUGUGGGGAUCAGGUAGCUUUAUACCUGAUCACACUGUCACAGCAACGACAACUGAUAGAUCAGAAUGUUCAGAUGUCGUUGCUGUGACAUCAUCUACAGAGUUUCGCUCGCAGCAAAUUGGUUUUCACAGACCAAUUUAUCAACGUGGUUUGUCUCUCAGUCUUUCUUCGCAACAAACGCCUUACCGGUCAGCCUCUGGUGAGAUUGAGGUAUCUCCAGGUAGCCGUGGAGGCGAAGAAGGCGGUGGAGUUUCGACCAUGAACGGUGUUGUUUUCGGUUCAAAGUAUUUGAAAGUAGCACAAGAGCUUCUUGAUGAAGUUGUGAAUGUGGAUAAGGGAAUCAUCAAAGGAGAAUCUGUGGAAGGAGGUAAUAGUAAUAACAAUAAAGAGAAGAGGAAAGUGAAUAUUGAAUCUAGUUCAAGUGGUGGAAGAGAAAACGAUGGAGGGAAACAAGUAGCUGAAUUAAGCACUGCACAAAGACAAGAACUUCAAAUGAAGAAGUCAAAGCUUGUUAGCAUGCUAGAUGAGGUAGAGCUAAGGUACAGACAAUACCACCAUCAAAUGCAAAGUGUGAUAUCAUCAUUUGAGCAAGCAACAGGAUAUGGAGCAUCAAAAUCUUACACAUCCCUUGCCUUAAAGACAAUCUCAAAGCAAUUUCGAAGUCUAAAAGAUUCAAUCUCUUCACAAAUUAAGACGGCUAGCAAGACUUUGGGCGAAGAUGAUUGCUUGGGUGUUAAGUUAGAAGGUUCUAGGCUUAGGUAUGUCGAUCACCAACUCCGACAACAGCGAGCACUUCAGCAACUUGGAAUGAUUCACAGCAAUGCUUGGAGGCCUCAGAGAGGCUUGCCUGAACGAGCUGUUUCUGUUCUUCGUGCCUGGCUUUUUGAACAUUUCUUGCACCCUUAUCCCAAGGACUCCGAUAAGGUUAUGCUUGCAAGACAAACUGGACUUACUCGUAGUCAGGUAUCUAACUGGUUUAUAAACGCCAGAGUUCGGCUGUGGAAGCCAAUGGUUGAAGAAAUGUACUUGGAAGAAACCAAGGAGCAAGAGGAGAAUAAUGACUCCAAGGAUAACACAAAUAAAUCAAAAGAAUUAGGUGUCACAAAACUUGAUCAAAUUAAUAAUCUUCAUUCAAAGGCAGAAAACUUCAACAACCAAAACCCUUCUCCAACAGUAAUUUCAAGUUCCAAUAAUUCAAUGUCAACAUCAACAAUGGGAGGAGAAGGAGGGUCCUUUCAAUCCAAUUCUGGUUUCCAUCUUGCAGGAUCAUCUGAUGUACAAAGGAGUCCAAAAAACUCCCAUCAAGGUAGUUUCCUUUCAAUGGACAUGGAAAUGAAGUCUAAUAGAGAGUCUAACAUAGAGGUUGAAGUUGAAAGACAUAAUCAAGACAAAAAUGGUUACCCUUUAAUGAGUGGAAAUGAAAAUCAUCAUGAUGGUGGUUAUGGAUCAUUCUCAAUGGAAGAUAUUAGAAGGUUUAAUGUUAGUGAGCAAUUAGCUCCUAGGUUCCAUGGAAAUGGUGUUUCUCUAACUCUUGGACUACCUCAUAAUGAAAAUAUCCCUCUCUCUUCAACCCAACAUGGAUUUCUCUCUCAGAAUUUACAUUUAGGAGGGACGAUUGAUGAAAUGGGAAGCAAUGAGAAUGAGUUUUGUACCAUCAACACUACUCCUUCUCAUUCAGAAACAAAUUAUGAGAGUAUUGAUAUUGAAAACAGAAAGAGGUUUGCUGCUCAGUUAUUGCGAAAUUUUGUGACCUAGAAAUUAAUGUGAUUUUGACAAAAACUACACUUCGAAGUUUCAACAAAAUCCUGGUGUAAUGUGAUUUCAUCAAACUCAGUGCCAGUUGAAGCAAAACACUUAAUAUAUAAUUAUAAGACUCAAGUUGAGUUGGAUCAAGUUGGAGAAGGUAUACAUACUUUAAUAUAAUAUUGGAAAAAAUUCCGUAGUCUCUUUGGCAUACCUUUGCUGAAGAGAUUGCGUGUCAGUGUUAAUAUAUAUCAUUUUUGUUUGUUAAGAAAAAUUAUGGUAUUGGAAAUUUAACCAGGUAUGUAGGAGUUGAAUGAUUUCUUUAAAUAUAUAUAUACACACACAGACAUGUAUGCGUUACUUUGUGAUCCUGCAUGAAUGUAAUUUGUAUUUGGUAAGUACGUAGAUGUGGUGGAAAUCAUUAAAGGUAUAAAGAUGUACAAAAAUUUGGAUGCAUUCAUUAAGAUAUGAAAGUGAUGUGUAUGGAAUUUGGAUGAAA